UUCUCUCUUUUUCAAAUUCUUCAUCGAAGCAUUGAAACAUCGGCUACCAUUGUAUUGAAGAAAACGAGAGAAAAUAUAUUGGCAUUGUAGAUAAGAUUCCUUUGUUUUGAAUGGACCAACAUCUAUAAACAUUUUGCUGUCACUGUCACUGUCAAGACCGGACGAUAUUGUUUACGCGUGCGCUGUGAGUGUUGUGAAUAAAUAAUAAAAUAAAAAUAACUUUUCCGCUUGUUAAAAAAUAUUUCAUCACCUUUAUUAGGUAUGGCUCAGUCUGAAGAUACUGAGCUUAGAGAUUUAGUAAUGGACGCCCUAGAAAAAAAUGGAUCACUUGCAAAAAUUCGUGCUUUACUAAGAGCAAAUAUUUUUUUAGCAUUUGAAGAUGACUACGAGAGUAUAAAACAAAAUAUUACAUUAGAUAGUGUUUUAAAAUUACCGGAAGGCUUAUUAGCGCUCUCCAUCGUUCACGAGUUCUUGGAAUUUUGUAACCUAAGAAAUACAUUAUUUGUAUACAAAUCAGAAACAAGACAAGAGAGGGAAUACAAAUAUGAAGGCCAAAAAAAGCUAUGUGAAAAACUUAAUGUCAAACAAGAUAGUUCUGGACAACCAGUACUGGUAUCGAUUCUAAAAUACUUUCUCAAGUCACACCAAAGGCAUUACAAUGACAGAAACAGCAUUCAUGGUACAACAAAAAAUGAUAAUAUGAACUACAAGGAUGAUCAAAACUGUACUUACAUUGUGCAUGACGAUAGUAGUACUACUACUAGUCAAACACAUUCAGAUAAUUCUUCAGAUGAGAAAACCAAGUUGCAUCUUAGACUUCAAUUAGAUAAUUCUGAUACGGAUACAUCAAGUGACUCUGCAAGAGACAAAUCAAGUUCAGAAUACAUACCUAAUGCUCAUAUAUUACAUUCAAAUGACAAUCAUAUUACACCUAAACAUAAUGUUACUAAUGUGAUGGAAGAAAAUGAAAAAAAUCUGACCAUAAAUGAUUCAAAAGAAAAUUCUGCCACUUAUUUUCUUAAUGAAUUAAAAAUAAUUCAAAACAGCAGUAGCGAUUCAACGUCAUAUGCAGAACUAAAACCCUUUAACGCUUCUGAAGAGAAAUUGCUCAAUACUACAGGAAUACCCAUCCCGCUAGAAAAUAAUAAUGCAAAUGGUAUCCCAAAACAAUCUCCUGGUAAAGAAAAUAUUAAAAUUGACCAUAUCAAUAAUGGAAGUGAAGUUAAAGACGAUUCUGUUCCAAACACUUUAAAUAGUAUUUUGUCGCUACCAUUAAAGGAAGAAAAUGAAACCAACAAAGAUAAAAUAAAAAUAAAACAUACACAAGAGUCAUCUGUCAAAUCGGAAUCUGAAACAGCAGAAUAUAGUUAUGAUUUCAGUCUGUCGGGAGGCUCAAAACAUAACGACAUUGAUUCGGAUCACCAUUCACCAAAAUUUGUUCAAGAAGAUUACAUUGACAAAAACAUUUCUGCAGGUAGCCCACGAGAUUCCCACAGUUCUAGAAGUUCAGUGUCCAUAUCUGAUGUUGCCGAUUUGAUCAGCGAGAAAAGUCUAUCUAUUGGCCCUAUAAAUAAUGAGAAGUCAAUUAACAGAUCCAAAGAGCCCAGCCUACAUUCGAGUAAAUCACCAAGAAGUAUAAAGUCACCUAUUAAUGAUUCUGGUGAUUUCUCUGACUCUCCAGUUCCUUCAAUAUCUAAUCUUAGUCUAGACAUACAUAGUGACUAAAUUAAAGCUUUAGAUGAUUGUAAUAGUCAUGUAGAGUAAAAAUUAUACUAACUAAACUGAUUGCAACACAUCUCAAUAAUGUAAGAUAAAUGAGAUUGGUACAAUAUGUAUUUAUUACUGAAUUGUUAAAGCAAUAAUGUAACCUAUUAGCAUAGCAUACUAACUUUGCUCAGUUCCUUGACUAAUUAUAGUUUUAGAGUUUUGAAAAUUAUUGAUUUAACAGCAUAUAAUAAAAUAAUGACUUUUAUUAUGGAAAAUUAAAUACUUUGAAAAAUAUAUGCUGAACCUUAUAUAUUAGUUUUAAAAUACAUGAAGUUAUAUAAAAAGUAGUUAAGCAGCAGCCAGGAAUUUGUUUCUUAAAUUAGAAACAAAAACCUAAAGUGUAAUUAACAUAAACAAAUGUAAAAUCAUCUGUACAUCAAUUUAUACAAAACAGUCAAAUUUUUUCAUUAAAUUUUAAAGCAUUGAUGUAGAAUUCAAAAUCAACUGUGGAAAUUUACCAUUACCUAAUAUGGUAAACCGUUAUGGUAAACUGAUGUGUUGCUGAUGAUUUUUUCAAAGUGGUUGUGCCUUAUAAAUACAUUAUAGUAUUUCAAUAUUUUACUCAAGAAAUGGUUCCUCUUCUCAGUUUCUACUACAAUCUAGUCUAUAUAUAACCGGUUCCGUCCAAAUUGCUCCAUUUUAAUAUCUAUUCGUCUGGUGUGUUUGGUGAAGUAACAAAACUAUAGCUUUGCAUAUUUUAUUCAUUAAAGCUAUUGCAUUUAAUGUUGUGUAUUUU
Messenger RNA from Diatraea saccharalis (sugarcane borer), 2503 nucleotides. NCBI's taxonomy places the organism in Eukaryota, Metazoa, Arthropoda, Insecta, Lepidoptera, Crambidae. The record is from the annotation of a GenBank genome assembly.